UCCAGCAAUUGCACCUAAGUAGGUAUUCUGACACGACUACAUCGGGCGGUUCUGCCCCAAGCAGCACGCACGCCGCCCUCGCCAUGUUUGUGCUGAACAUGUCCUUUCGACUGGCCAAUGCCGUGGGGGAGAACAGGGUCCUCCUCGUCGGGUUUGACAUCACCACGAGGUAUAGGUCCGGCAUCUCGAUCUGGAGACGACCGUUUCAUUACCUCGUCUCCGCUUUUAUCAUGUGGACGUAUCCCCGAGUGAUCGAACAGAAGUAUCCGUCCGAUAUCCUGUGGCUCCCAUGGCCGGGAUCUCGCCGCUCCGAGGCCCUUAGCUCACCGCUUGUCACGGGGAAAGCAGUUGCCGCUUGAGUCACCUAAGCAUUUUCGUUCUUGGGAUCGUGGUCACAGAUGAUUGCCCUGUCCGAGUAGGGGCAUCUUGAUUUUCUGGUUUGGCAUGGGCCCAUCAAUACGACAUCGCGGGGUGCUCCAUUCGAACCCCGGCACAUUCUUGAUUCAUUCAUUGAACGGGGGGGAUGGCUCGUUUGGA
Thermothelomyces thermophilus ATCC 42464 is the source of this 537-nucleotide messenger RNA. RefSeq lists its product as uncharacterized. The record is from RefSeq and is a predicted model, not a curated record. Bases 84 to 359 code for a protein of 91 amino acids. The transcript is spliced from 2 exons. Lineage: Eukaryota; Fungi; Ascomycota; Sordariomycetes; Sordariales; Chaetomiaceae.